AUGGUGUUUGAGCUGCGUUCAGACUCUGCUGAAGUAAUCGAGCUGUUGCUGGAGAGUGAAGACGGCGUGGGAGAAGCCGUCCUCUCAGAUUACGACAGCGCCGACCCCGAGGACAACGGCUCGCACUCAGAGGGAGUGGAGGAGGAAGAGGAAGCAGAGCAGUACAGCGACGAGGAAGCUCCAGCAGCAGCCGGCGAGCCCCGCCCCCCCACUACAGACGGGCCUGUGGAGGGAGCGCAGGGGGAGGAGGAGGAGGGCGGAGAAGCUGAGGAGGAAGAAGAGGCCGGAGGGCGGAGCAAAGAGGAGAGCAAAGCAGAGGAGAAGGGAAACCUCGCAGGAGAGCGACAGAGCGGCGACGGACAGGAGUCGACGGACGACCCGGAGACGAAGGCGGGGGGCAAACCGGGCCAGCAGCUGGACGACGACGAGGACAGGAAGAACCCGGCGUACAUCCCGAGGAAGGGUCUGUUCUUCGAACACGACGUCAGAGGGCACGCUCAGGAGGAGGAGAGAGGGGGGCGAGGAGGAAGGGCGCCCUCUGUGGUCAUUGAGGACAUUACAGUCAGUCAGGGAGGGGCCACGGAGCAGGACGUUGGCGCCGUAACGCCGGCAGCGUCGCCUCAGCCGGGCGGUUACCAGUCCGCUUCGCCGAGACGCCAGCAGGAGCAGCGAGGCGGCACGGACAGAUCUGCAUCAGGAUUGGCCGCUUCCUCUUCCGGCUCCGACCCCUCCCUUCAGUCGGCAGCGGCGACCAAUCGGGAAGCUUCGCCUCCCGCCGAGCGGCCGGUGGAGCGCAAGUCUUACUCGCUGGCUCGCAGGACUCGCUCGCGUCCCGCAGACCUGGGCAGUAAACAGGCGUCUGUGGAGGAGUCCGUUGCCGGGGGCAACACCUCUUCUCCCAGCAACGUGGGGGGAAAGAGCUGGUCGGGCGGAGGCGACGCACCGAGCCAGGCGGGAGGAGGCGUGACGGAGCUGGACCAGGACGUGGCGCGGCUCAAUCUGGCGAGGCAGAGCUGGAGCCCGACCUCGUACAUGCGCUCGGAGAUGAGAGGCCUUCCCAACCCCCUGCACAUGCCCGGCGCCCCGCCGCAGUUCUCCAGCAUCGAGGAGAUGGGUGUCGGCAACAACCGGGCUAAACGCUACUCCUCCCAGCGACAGAGAGCCGUGCCCGAGCCGGCGCCGCCCAUGCACCUGGGAGUGAUGGAGGGACACUACUAUGAGCCCAUGUCGUACCAGGGACCAAUCUAUGCCCACGGGGAUAGCCCCGCCCCCAUGCCGCCACAGGGCAUGCUGGUGCAGCCUGAGAUGCACAUCCCGCAUCCUGAACCGUCUCACACGUGCGACACAGGCGUGCGCGACACAGGCGUGCGCGACACAGGCGUGCGCGACACAGGCGUGUGA
This is a messenger RNA of Neolamprologus brichardi, 1401 nucleotides long. The record is from RefSeq and is a predicted model, not a curated record. NCBI's taxonomy places the organism in Eukaryota, Metazoa, Chordata, Actinopteri, Cichliformes, Cichlidae.